Pseudo-nitzschia multistriata is the source of this 1281-nucleotide messenger RNA. The record is from the annotation of a GenBank genome assembly. Lineage: Eukaryota; Bacillariophyta; Bacillariophyceae; Bacillariales; Bacillariaceae.
GAGUGCAUUCCAAACAAAUCCUUUCAUUCCCUUGUACCCUACACUAUCCUCUGCCAUCCUCUCCUACAAAAUAACAAUAUGGCAAGAGAAAGAGUAAUCCCGCAUUCUACACACAGCGUCUCGCAGAGCUCAAAAGGGAGGCGACGGCGGCGAAGAGUGAAAGGAUUCAAGGCACUCUUGUUCGGUGGUGCCACAACGCUUCUACAAAACACGAUUGCGAUAGCCAUGGGUUUGUUGCUAUUCUCGGCUCGCAAGGAAACGGUCACGAAAAUGACGGUAACGAGCAGCAAAAAGUCGUUUUUCUUCGCAACCGCAUUCGUGGUGCCUUCCGCAACUGCUCCCUCGAUCGCCGGAAGAAAAUCUUCGGCAACACGGACUUUGCAACCCCACACUCUGAAGGCUCCCGUUGCGAGCAUCGGCAGGGGCCACUGUAAUCCACUCGGCGGCGGCCCCGACACCAUCGAGCCCAAAGACCGGUACGAAAUCGCCACACAACUCCUAGAUCUCGUCCUGGAGCGCCGUGCCCGGGACAUUCGCUCCGAGAACAAUGGCCCGGCAUCGAUAAUUUCCGGGGCACAAACGACCAACGACCGCCGCAGCGGCGAUAUCCAAGCCCUCAUCGAGGAGCUGACGGUCCCCGCGCUGAAAGGCAACCAGCCAGAAACCUACGAUCCGACCGAGUGUCUCUUUGGGGGAGGAUUUUUUUGCACCCUCUACUUUUAUUAUCCCAAUACGGGCGACGAUGGCGCCAACAAUGCCCCAACGCCCGAGGACCCGAUUUGGGAGAAGACGAGCUUGCUCCUCUCGAACAUCAAGGGCCAACAAUAUUACGUUCGGAAUAGCAACAACGACAACAAUCCGCGAGCCUUGUCCGUCAUCAAUUACAGCGAAAUAUGGGGACCCGGCUUUAAUAUACAAGCAGACGGGGACCUUACCCACAUCACCGAAGAGAACAAAAGUAGCAAUGGCACCACCCUGCCGGACAUUUACAGAGUCGACGCCACAAAGAUUUCGGUCUCGCUAUUUGGAGGACUGAUUUCGAAGACUUUUGAUAUCGAGGGAAGCGCAAACCUGGUAGUCCUGUACGCCGAUCCCAGGCUCCGAAUUUUUGUCAGUCCCCUCCCGUCCAAAACCAGGGUGGGAAGCUGGGAGCAAGCCGGGUUGGUCGUCGUUCAGGUCCGAAGCGAUUUGGUUCAACCCAAAAACGAAAGCACCCCAAGGGUAAUCGAUUUGAGGCGAUGAAGGAGCAGAUGCGACAUUGAAUAGAGUGAAGCACAAUAG